AUGUCGCUCGGCCACAACGCCUGGCCUCCGGGCAACAUUCGGCCCCCGGAUGACCUCCAGGACUCUCCCAGUCAAGUCAAUGGCUUAGUCAAGACAUUGUCUGGCUCGCGGACACCCCAGAUUCGCGGUUCUGUUGGCGCCGAAGGGCCGAACCCUAGCUCGGCAUCGGAAGCCGAUAUCAUGCCCGAAGAAGAUCCGCGCAUCGCUCAAUUCCGCGACCUGUAUCGCCGCAGUGAAGCGAAAAUAAACGCUUUGUUCUCUGGACAUCACUCGGACGAUAGCUUUGCCGCGACGGGAGAGCCUGUGGAGCCGUCCGAAGCUCAGCCCGAACGCGUCGAUGAUGCGCCGCCCCCUUCCACCGCUCCACGCAAGUCUACCCGAAAAGUUGACGACGAUGACUACGACGAUUACGAUGAAGACGAAGAUGAGGACAUGGAGGACGCCGCCGAAUCGCCUCUGAAGACAAAGUCCGGCGCUGCAGAUGGGCUCAAAGAAUCCAAGAAGGAAACAAUGGAGGAUCUGCGGAAGCAACUUGAGGAAGACAAGAAGGCGACGGAGGAGGCUGCUAGAAAGAGCUUCCACACUCUUUUCUACACCCUUGAGAAUGAUCGGGAUGCCAUGCUUGAUCAACAACGAUUGGAAGAAUCUGAAAGACAAGUUGAGGCAGAGAUAUCCGGCCAGGCUGAGAUGGGCAGUAACAAUGCCUCGGCUUCCAAUGGCUACAGCUCCUUGAGUAACACCAACCUGGGCGCCUCCAGUCUGACUUUGAAAAACCUCAUUGCACGCAUUGAUAAGAAACGUGAUCGGGUGCAGGCAUCGGAUGCUGAGCUGCGAAGCUUGCUGAGCGAGGUUCGCAAAAACCGCAGCAAGUGGGCAAAUGAGGACAAGGUCGGUCAGGAGGAGCUCUAUGAGGCCGCGGAAAAGGUUCUCAGUGAGCUCAAGGCCAUGACAGAGCAUUCCACUGCUUUCCUGACUCGUGUCAACAAGCGUGAUGCCCCUGACUACCAUACGAUCAUUAAACAUCCGAUGGAUCUUGGGUCAAUGACGAAAAAGCUGAAGGGUCUGCAGUACAGAUCCAAGCAGGACUUUGUCGAUGAUCUUACACUCAUUUGGGCAAAUUGCUUGAAAUACAACACGAACGCUGAACAUCCUCUCCGGAAGCAUGCACUUUACAUGCGCAAGGAAACCGAGAAGCUUGUUCCUCUGAUUCCAGAUAUUGUCAUCAGGGACCGUGCCGAAGUUGAGGCCGAGGAACGUCGACUACAGCUGGCCGAAAACGAUGGCGCCGAGGAAAGCGACGAUGAGCCGAUCAUGUCCUCGCGAGGUAGAAAAGCCCCCGGAAAAAAGACCGCGAAAAAGGGAACUGCUCCGUCUCGUAAUACCCAUAGCGGCUCUGAGGACCCGACCAGGGCUCCCAGCGCCCAACCACCUGCGCUGGCGCGUGCAGACUCCGAUGCUACCGGAGAAGCAACUCAGAAUGGAUUCUCCACGCCACCUCCUGGAUCUAACACGCCAUCUGACCCUGCUGGUCCAGGGCCGAUGCCUGCCGGGAGCCAGGAUGAUGCGAUGGAAAUGGACGCUCCGAGUACGUCAACUACUGCGCUGGGUGCCAUGUUACUUCCAGCAGGUGUAGAAGCGGAAGACCCGGAAUAUAAAGUCUGGAAGCAAGUGACCAAAAAGGAUCGAGCGCGCGUUGCGGCGGAGCGACACCGUCUCCUACGAGGAGACAAGCUCAAUACCGAAGAGCCCGCUCUUCUCAGAACCAAAGCUGGCAUGCGCCGAUGGCUUCGGCACCAGAAACAAGCUGCAUUGGAAGGUGACAAAUCUCGCGAUGGUGACUCCCAAGCCAUCGAGCCCGAGGCUGCAGGUGAAAGUCUUGCGGAGGGCAUUGAGGUGGAGGAAGACCAGAUGCUGCCUUAUUAUUACGAUGUUAUGUCUGGCGUUCCUGAUCUCCCGGAGCGGCUACUCUGGAAAGAAGAUGCUCAAGGCAACGUUGUUGAUGCCUCUGAAGAGUUCCUCAGGAUGCUUCCAAAAGGUUCAUUCACGCAACCGGAUAGCAAACUGACUCGCAAGAUGAACUCGAACAUGCGACAGGUGCAAGACACCCGCAAGAUCUGCUCGAAGAUCGCGAUUGUCAAGCAGAUGCAGCUCCAAUCUCAGAUGUAUCAAAAUCAGUUUCAGAAGUACCAACCCGAGCCAUUUUCCGAGCAAGAUGUUGAACCGCAUGUCAUGAAUGACAACGGUCCCGUCAUUGCUCCCUGGACUUGCCGGGCAGCAUUGCAGCGCUCAGUCGCCAAGGUAUUCUAUCAUACUGGCUUUGAGGAGUAUCAGCCAUGUGCGCUUGAAGCUGUUACGGACAUUGCCGCCGACUUCUUCCAGAAACUGGGAGCCACAUUCAAAUCUUACAUGGAAACACCCAAGGUUUCUGUCACCGAGUCGCAUGAUCCUACAUCUCCCGCCACCGAAUGGAAACCGGCAUAUACCCAAUCUGAGAUUGUCCUGCACACCUUGUCCACUGUCGGAAUUCACAUCGACGAAUUGGAAUCCUACAUCAAGGAUGAUGUGGAACGUCUGGGCACCAAACUUGCCACCGCUCAUGAUCGCCUCAAAUCACUCUUGACCGAACUUCUCCGGCCCGCUCUGGAAGGCGGCGAAGACGGCUCCAACGCGUUUGCGGAUGGCAGUGAGCAGUUUGUGGGUGGCGACUUCGCCGAGGACAUCGACGAAGACUUCUUCGGUUUCAAGGAGUUAGGCCUGGACCGCGAAUUCGGCCUCUCCACGCUCAGCGUGCCAUUGCAUUUGCUGCAAAAUCGCAUGUUCAACGCAGCCAACCCGCAGAACGCGAGUGUGUCGCAGGCUGUCACCCUCUUCCCGGUUCCGCCCCCAUACCCACGUAUCUCCACAGACAAUGUGUCUCAGCAGAUCGGACUCCUCCAGAACUUCUUCAAGGGCAAGCUGGACGCAAACAGGGACGAACCUCUCGUGGAAGACCUCGAGCUGCCACCCAAGCAGCGACCAAUGGCGACCAAACCCCGUCUUCCGGGCUCUGGAAAAAUCCCCCAGGCUGGCCUCCCUGGUCUUACAGCCAGCCCGCAGAAACGAGCUGCUCCGCCGGCGGCAUCCAAGGCUGGUGGGAUGGAGCCAAGUAAGAAGAAGGCCAAAAAGAACAGCGGUGUGGCCCUUGAAAUGCCUAACUUCCAACCCGACGAAGCUAAUGAGCUGGCAACAAAUGGCGACUUGAAGCCGGACGAGAACGGUCUCGGUGAUGGCGCUGGUGAAUCGCUGAUCAACGGAGUGUAA
Molecule: messenger RNA, 3300 nt
Organism: Penicillium bovifimosum
Lineage: Eukaryota; Fungi; Ascomycota; Eurotiomycetes; Eurotiales; Aspergillaceae
Product: SAGA histone acetyltransferase complex subunit SPT7
Exons: 4
Coding region: 1-3300 (1099 amino acids)
Biological process (GO): regulation of transcription by RNA polymerase II
Cellular component (GO): SLIK (SAGA-like) complex; SAGA complex
Molecular function (GO): protein heterodimerization activity; structural molecule activity
Source: RefSeq, a predicted model, not a curated record